UGCGCAAACGAGCACCACCACAGCACAUUCCCCGCUUCUCCGCGCAGGCACACAUCCUUCAGCAAGCCAAUUGAUUUAUGAGUUCUCCAUGAUCGUCUGAACAAAUAAAACGUGCGUUUCUCUGUCCAAUCUUUACCAGCAGUAACAAUCUGACCGCGACGCUGCGGCCACUGCCAGAUCUUGCUCAAUAGAUGCUCAUUUCCUCACCAUGGCAACAGAAGAUAAGAAACCAGAGACUGACACAAAACCUCCAGUUGUACCAUCAGCAUCCGCCAGCCAAAGCAAGUCUGCACCUGCCAAGCCAAACUACAGCCUGAAAUUCACAUUAGCGGGACACACUAAAGCCGUCUCCUCCGUCAAGUUCAGCCCGAGCGGAGAAUGGCUCGCCAGCUCAUCCGCUGAUAAACUCAUCAAAAUCUGGGGAGCUUAUGAUGGCAAGUUUGAGAAAACCAUAUCCGGACACAAACUUGGUAUAUCUGACGUGGCCUGGUCCUCCGACUCCAACCUCCUGGUGUCUGCAUCUGACGACAAAACCCUGAAGAUCUGGGACGUCAGCUCGGGAAAAUGCUUAAAAACUCUAAAAGGUCACAGCAACUACGUCUUCUGCUGCAACUUCAACCCCCAGUCCAAUCUUAUCGUUUCAGGAUCGUUUGACGAGAGCGUAAGGAUAUGGGACGUGAAGACCGGGAAAUGUUUGAAAACGUUGCCGGCUCACUCCGAUCCUGUCUCGGCCGUCCAUUUCAACAGAGACGGCUCCCUGAUCGUGUCCAGUAGCUAUGACGGCCUUUGCCGAAUCUGGGACACAGCAUCGGGGCAGUGUUUAAAGACGCUCAUAGACGAUGACAACCCUCCCGUGUCGUUUGUGAAGUUUUCCCCCAACGGGAAAUACAUCCUGGCAGCUACACUGGAUAACACGCUGAAGCUGUGGGACUACAGCAAAGGAAAGUGCUUGAAAACGUACACCGGCCAUAAAAAUGAGAAGUACUGCAUAUUUGCAAAUUUCUCCGUCACCGGCGGGAAGUGGAUUGUGUCGGGCUCCGAGGACAACAUGGUUUAUAUCUGGAACCUGCAGACGAAGGAGAUCGUGCAGAAACUGCAGGGCCACACAGACGUCGUCAUAUCGACCGCCUGCCACCCAACAGAGAACAUCAUCGCAUCUGCGGCUUUAGAAAAUGACAAAACCAUCAAGCUAUGGAAAAGCGACUGCUAAGCCCUUUCGGAUCUUCCAGGCCAUUCAUAUUUCCUUUUUUUUUUAUUUUAUAUAUAUAAUUUUUUUUCUACGUUUUGUUGUAAGAAAAGAGGACUUGUUUUCUAACAGAGAGCUCCUGCGGGACGCGGAGGGGCUUUCAGGUAAUGAAAUUCAGCACGGAGAACCAAAUGAGACACAUCAGCCCGGAGUAUCAGCCCAGAGUCAGUGCAGCAGUGGGCGUGUGUUAACGCGUGCCGGGGUAUCAAUGUAACAACACUGAUACCCUGGUUCUGGUGCUUCAGUAUUUUUGACACUGCAUCAACUUUGGGCCAUACCGACUCACACACAUGGCAUUUCUGUUCUCGUACAAUAAAUGUAAUGGUUAUUUGGCCUUUCUGUGAUUUCUUUUGCCUUUUUCAUUUGUCUGUAUAAUCGUGUAGCACCGUCUGAAUGACAUCAAGCCUUCAGUAAAAACAAAACAAAAAAAAGAUAUCUAAAGGAUCCAUUUGUUAUUUAUUCAGGUGGCACCACUAUUAGUGUUUUUUUUCUCCUUAAUAUCAAAUGCCAGAUCAGUGAAGCGCUGUGUGCCAUAACCAGAUGUGUUAUUAGGGCAACGAACCAGCAUUUUAAGUGCAUGAACAAAGUCAAAGAUGCCUCAAGAGGAUGUGAUUCAUGAUGUCACUAUUAAUUGUUUGAAAGCUACAAAAAAAACUUUACUUUUACAGUCCUACUGGAGCGUUGAGUUAAAACCCCCUCCUGUUAAAAAAAAAAGUCUAAUUUUAACAUUUUACAGCUUACAACUGUGACCAAAUGCAGUUUUGUGUUCUAGGAUUUGUACAUAUUAUAAUGACAUGUAAUGUGAUUUGACUGUUUCAGCUGUGUUUUCUUUUAUUACGUUCUCUUCUGUUUGAUUAGCUCAUACUGUAGUUCUGCACACGAAGCCAGCAGCGUCUGUUCUCUGUAGUCAACCUGGAUUUUGUGGAAUAUAUGUUUGCAUUUGACAGCUAUUACCUGCGUCUUAAUAAAACCAGUUUUUGUAUGUUU
Dicentrarchus labrax (European seabass) is the source of this 2233-nucleotide messenger RNA. RefSeq names its product WD repeat domain 5 (gene wdr5). Gene Ontology annotation, molecular function: histone binding. The transcript is spliced from 14 exons. NCBI's taxonomy places the organism in Eukaryota, Metazoa, Chordata, Actinopteri, Moronidae. The coding region runs from base 209 to 1210 and encodes 333 amino acids. The record is from RefSeq and is a predicted model, not a curated record. Gene Ontology annotation, cellular component: Set1C/COMPASS complex.